Molecule: messenger RNA, 1287 nt
Organism: Baudoinia panamericana UAMH 10762
Lineage: Eukaryota; Fungi; Ascomycota; Dothideomycetes; Mycosphaerellales; Teratosphaeriaceae
Exons: 4
Coding region: 1-1287 (428 amino acids)
Cellular component (GO): nucleus
Molecular function (GO): RNA binding
Source: RefSeq, a predicted model, not a curated record
AUGGCUGCGGCGGGAGGUGCGGCGAGCAUCAUAACGCAGGUACAGCAGGGUGGACCCGCACCGAUCAAUACUUCAUUAGGAGGUUCCGAGGAGAAUAUCACGCUUGAGCUGCGCGGCACUCGCUUUACUCUUUCCCGCGAUGAGCUGCUAACGCUCCCGGAGUUUGUCCUGCUCUCGCUGUUUCCGAACGGCCUAUUACCCGAUAGCCACAUGAGCAGCUAUCAUGAUGGCGACGUGUAUCCCGUUGACGUAAGCAAAACCACCGCCACCACUCGCAUCGUGACCCAGGCAACCAAAGGUCGCCCGGUGUCUGUGGUCGAAGUGCAGAGAAUGCUCUCCAACGACAAUGUAUACCUAUCUGACAUCUUAUAUCGCUCACAGUACGACCCGACAUCCCUGCAAUACAUGCUCGAAUUCUUCCGGCAAGUGGCGCAGACCAUACCGCAAUCUUCGGAGGAAGCGGCGCACGAGCCAUCAUCAGCAAGCACAAUGCCAAUUGAUCCCAUGCCUGGCAAUGCGCGAGACAUGCUACACGACCGCGCCGGCAUCAUCGUGCUGAGAGAAGACCUUGACUUCUAUGUCAUUCCUCCACGGAAAGAUAUCGAGCAGGCGGAGAUGAUCGAUGUCAAGCGUGCGGCCGGCAAGGCCCUACUGCGACAAGAUGGCAUCUUCUCCGGUCUGCGGAAAAGCGAAGAGCCCGGCACGACUGAGCAACACCUCAUCGAGAUGUUGACGGCAGGCGGCUUCGACCAUGCAGACACUUGGGGCCACCGGGCCGCAGAGCCCAACAAAGCCGUCAUCUGUUCCAUCGGGCUCGCCCGUUUGCGUACCGACAUCCGAGGUGCGAGCGUCUCGGAUCCGACGAACGGCGCCAACAGCAACGCGGUUGGUAUGGCGCAGAAGCUCUUGCUGUUCUGGCGAAAGCCGGCGCGUAGAUGUUGGUGGGAAGGCGUGGAGCUUGACAAUGUCGAGGGUGUCGACGCAGGUAAGAGACUCAAGGUCUGGAUUCGGAGGGUCUGGACUUUGGAAAUGGUACGUACCUCCGCCACACAGCGCUUGUUGAAUCACCAGGAUGUUGUGCUUACAUAUUUUGGUUUAGAGUGUCAUCGGGCUGCGUUGAGUGCGCAGAGAAGUAGUUUUUCUAUUGCGGCGUAUAGCGACUACUCAGAUACCCUUGGUUGCGAAGAAAGUCUUCGUUUGCAGGAAGUGAAUGUACAGAAAGAGGGGAGAUGCAUGGUAUGGCAGGACAAGGAGCGAUGUUGUAUCGCAUUGACCAUUGCGGGCUGA